This is a messenger RNA of Lycium ferocissimum, 1398 nucleotides long. RefSeq names its product bifunctional UDP-glucose 4-epimerase and UDP-xylose 4-epimerase 1-like. The record is from RefSeq and is a predicted model, not a curated record. Gene Ontology annotation, molecular function: UDP-glucose 4-epimerase activity; RNA binding. Gene Ontology annotation, cellular component: cytosol. The coding region runs from base 166 to 1221 and encodes 351 amino acids. Lineage: Eukaryota; Viridiplantae; Streptophyta; Magnoliopsida; Solanales; Solanaceae. The transcript has 9 exons. Gene Ontology annotation, biological process: rRNA processing; galactose metabolic process.
AAAAACAGUCCUUGAUUUGCUCAAACUCUUUUCCUUUUAUAUCUUCCCUUUUUCUUCACGUAUCUUCCACUUUGUCACAACCCCUUUUUCUCUUUCUCCAUAAAACUUGGUUCUUGAACCAUAAAAAUUAAAUCUUUUUGAAUUCUUGUCUUCUUUUCUUGAAAAAUGGGUGUUCAACGUCAAGAAAAUAUUUUGGUAACUGGUGGUGCUGGUUUUAUUGGAACACACACGGUUGUUCAGCUUUUAAAUGAAGGGUUUAAGGUUACCAUAAUUGAUAACUUUCAUAAUUCUGUGGAAGAAGCUGUUGAUAGAGUCAGAGAAUUAGUUGGCUCUCAACUUUCACAGAAUCUUGAAUUCAUUUUGGGUGAUAUCAGAAACAAAGAUGACUUGGAGAAGUUAUUUUCCAAAAGAAAGUUUGCUGCUGUGGUCCAUUUUGCUGGACUUAAGGCUGUUGGAGAGAGUGUUGCUCAUCCCUUUCUUUAUUUUGAGAACAACCUGAUUGGAUCAAUAACAUUGUAUUCAGUAAUGGCCAAAUAUAACUGUAAGAAGUUGGUUUUCUCAUCAUCUGCAACAGUUUAUGGUCAGCCUGAAAAGAUUCCAUGUGUGGAGGAUUUUGAAUUGAAGGCUAUGAGUCCUUAUGGUCGAACAAAGCUAUUUCUUGAAGAUAUUGCUCGGGAUAUUCAGAAGGCAGAUCAAGAAUGGAAUAUCAUUCUGUUGAGAUAUUUUAAUCCAGUAGGAGCUCAUGAAAGUGGCAAACUCGGGGAAGAUCCAAAGGGCAUUCCCAACAAUCUUAUGCCUUAUAUUCAGCAAGUAGCUGUUGGUAGAUUGGCGGAGCUGAAUGUGUACGGCACCGACUACCCUACACCUGAUGGUACUGCGAUACGAGAUUAUAUCCAUGUUAUGGACUUGGCGGACGGUCAUGUUGUUGCACUUCAGAGACUUCUAAGGCAGAAUGAUAUAGGUUGUGUUGCCUACAACUUGGGUACUGGGAAAGGAAAAUCUGUCCUGGAGAUGGUUGCUGCCUUCGAGAAAGCGUCCGGAAAGAAAAUCCCUCUUAAAAUGUGUCCAAGAAGACCAGGUGAUGCAACUGCUGUUUAUGCAUCAACAGAAAAAGCUGAGAAGGAGCUUGGUUGGAAGGCAAAAUAUGGUAUAAAUGAGAUGUGCAGGGACCAGUGGAAAUGGGCAAGCCAAAAUCCUUGGGGAUACCAAUCAAAACCUUGAGAUGUUAAAUAAUACAAGUAACACUUGGAGGACUGCAAAAUGCUCUUCUAAGCUUUAUAUAAUUAAGUUUCUUAAAGAGUUGGACUUGUAGCCAACAUCCUAGUAUUUUACAUUUUCUGCAAACACAAAUGUAUCCGAGGACAAAACUGUUCAAUAUGCAAUAAUUGCUGUUGAUGG